AAUCUAAUACGUGCCGAUAAUACCGUCAUACAAUGUUAUAUAACAUUACAGGUAUAAGCUGCAAUUGUAAUUAUUUAAAUAAUAAUGCAUAAUGGAUACGUUAUUAAAUUGAUGGACUUAUUUUAAAACAAUUGUGCAAAUUGUGCUUAGAAAUGGCUUGCAGCUCUUGCGGUGAAAGCCGCUUUGCUAAUUCUGCACAGCUCGGUUGCCACGUCAGCAAGAAUCAUGCUGAGCUUUCUUGCGGUUGCAACAAAAAGUUCAUGGACGAAGAAAGUUUGGAAAAUCAUAAAAGUCAAAUGCAAGAUAAUCUGAAGAAAUGUCCAUGUUCUGGAUGUUGCCGUUCUUUCGACACCGCCAAUGGAAUGCAUCAGCACAAAAGAAGCACGGGUCACUGGGCACCGGGCGAAAGGGAAAACGCACAAAAAGAAACAGGCCGUGUGUACUGUGAUGACCGAUGUGGAAGAAGCUUUAAAACUGCGAGCGCCUGUGCAGAUCACAGAAAAGAUAUUGCCGCAAAAUACGGUAUUGAUGAUAAAUCAUGCCGUGGAUGUGAAAAGUCGUUUCCAAAUAAGGACCGGCUGGAUCAGCACCGAAAAGACACGGGACACAGCUCAAAGACGAGCUCAAGGGCAAAGGAAUAUCUUGACAAUUUUCACAAGAGCAAAGUAGCCGUAAAUAAGGAUGACAAAAAAUCAUCAGUUCAGAUUGUGGAUGGAACACUUCGGCAGAUAAUGGACCAUGUCAGGAAGUCUGAAGGAGGACAUAUCUAUUGUCCAAACGCAGUAAAGGCAGGGAGCUAUCCUGUUAAAACAAAGAUAGGAAAGGCGGAUGAAUUUGAUACAAAUAUACCUUGUAAUAUUACGCCUGAGAAUGUAAACACUCGUGGUAAAUUUUAUUAUGGAUACCAGCCUCUAGAUAAAAAGAUGGGAAAUUCUAAUAACAUGAAUGUCGACAUGAAACUGAAAGCUGUUCCGGGUGGCAAGGAAAUUCCAAUGGGAUUUGCCACAGUGGCUGUAAAAGAUGGAUCCGUUCCUGACAAGCUAACUUACAAUGGUAACCUUGUACCACGAGAAGUGAAAAAAGAUCUACAUGGAAAGAUCAAAACGGCCGUAAAAGAAUUAGGCUUGAAAAAUGUAGACGUUAGCAGGAAUGCACAUGGGCCUGCCUUGACACUGAACAUACAUCAAGGACCUGGUCGCCAUGACAUAAACGUCGACAUAACACCUUCAGUCGCAUGUAAUGUACCAAUUACUGAUAAUGGUUGGCCUCGCCCAGAUACACGCAUAGCUUUCAAAGACGGUGUCAUUGAUGACAUCAAAAAAGUCGGUACGCAUUUGGUUCCAAAGAGUGACGAUAAGUGGGCAUUAUCGUGUUCUAAAGCGGAAAAGGUCAUGCUUUCAAAAAUAGACGAUGGAAAUGGGUGCAGAAGAGAGGUCAACAAAAUCAUGAAGAAGCACGUGCAGAACUGUACGUCCCGUGCAGAGGAUGGACUUCCAGGAGUUUCUUCUCAUAUAAUAAAGCAUCAGAUUUUAUGGUCAGCCGAGAAACACCCCGAUCAAAGUUACUGGCAUCAUGGAAAUAUUGACAACUGUCUCAUUGACACCAUGGGAGACAUGGCAACAGCUCUUGGCCAAGGAAAACUACCAAAUUAUUUCAACACAUCCGACAAUAUUCUACGCGGGAAAGAUCGCGGAGUCCUUCGAGAGCUAGGGAGUUACUUUAAGGAUGAAAGGAAAAAACUGUUACAUAUGUGAUUUACAUUGCAGUUGUUGCUACGAUAAUAUUAUGAACAUUUAGUAUAAACUUUCAAAAACAAUUAUAACACAUACCAUGUCAAUGUUAUGUCUUAAGUUGUAUACACAUGGUGUAAAAACGUUUGAUCCUUAAUAUUUAUGUAGAGCUGUUUCAAAAUAAUAAGCAUUUUGAGAUAAAAGAAGACACACCUUGUGGUGUUUUUCUUUCACUGUUACAUGCAUGUGUGUUGACAAACCGGCGAGUGUUUAAUAAAAUUAUGAGGAAGAUACAUUGAAGAAAAAUGACUGAAAUAUGUAAUAAUAUUCAACAUUGAAGCCAAAAGACCGAAAUAUGUAAUAACAUCCAUUGAAAGGACAUAACUAUUACAUAAUUAUGUGAUUAACAUUGUCCACUUGUAGCAAUAACAUUAUGAACCUUUAGUAAAAAGUUUCAAAAAUUAUUAUACAGAGCAGGUCAAUUUCAGGUCAUAAGUCAUAUAUACAUGGUGUAAGAACUUUUUAUGCUUAAAAUAUUUUUUCCGUUAUUUCAUAUACAUCUAUGUGCCAUAUCUGUUUGUCGGUACUAUUUCAAAAUAAUAAGCUUUUUGAAAUAAAAGAAGACAUACGUUG
Molecule: messenger RNA, 2363 nt
Organism: Mercenaria mercenaria
Lineage: Eukaryota; Metazoa; Mollusca; Bivalvia; Venerida; Veneridae
Product: cyclic GMP-AMP synthase-like
Exons: 4
Coding region: 153-1754 (533 amino acids)
Source: RefSeq, a predicted model, not a curated record